AGAUUUGAUUAGAAUUUCAAUGAUUUUUUGGAUAAUGAAUUUUCGACUGUUUGACUCCAUUCAGAGUUUUUGGCUCACUUCUUGGUUGUGAAGUGAAAGAAUGGCAAGUCAAGUAAUUCUUCUGGAUUACUGGCCAAGCCCUUUUGCAGCAAGGGUGAGAACUGCCUUAGCAGAGAAGGGGAUUCACUACGAGUCUAAAGAUGAAGAUUUGGCCGAUAAAAGCCCAUUGCUCGUGGAGGUGAACCCCGUUCAUCAAAAAGUGCCUGUUCUGAUCCAUAAUGGAAAACCCAUUUGUGAAUCAGAUGUAAUCAUCCAGUACCUUGAUGAUGUGUGGAAGGAUGAAUCUCUUCUGCUGCUUCCCUCUGAUCCAUACCUGAAAGCAAAAGCAAGGUUCUGGAACCACUUCAUCAACACAAAGGUGUAUGAGUCUAGCAGAAAGGUAUGGAUGAGCAAAGGGGCGGAUCAAGAAGCUGGAAAAAAGGAACUGACUGAGUGGUGCAAGUUAUUAGAAGAGGAACUUGGAGAUAACCUUUACUUUGGGGUUGAGACUUUCGGGUUUGUCGACAUUUCACUUGUUCCUUUCUACAACUGGUUCAACUUUUUAAAGACCUUUGCGGAUUUCAGCAUUCAAGCAGAGUGUCCUAAUCUAGUGAAAUGGGGCGAGAGGUGUUUGGAGAAGGAGAGUGUGUCCAAGUCUCUGCCUAACCCUGAUCAGAUGUAUGCAGCCUUUUUGGAAUUCAAUCAAAGGUUGGGUAUAUAGUUGAAGAGGGACUAUAAACUAGGGUAGAAUUACAUACAUAAUGUUGUGCAAUACAAUAUUUUAGCUGAACCACUAACAAUGGAGAGCAGUACAUUAUUGGCUUGCUUUUGUAUGACUAUUUUUGUUUAAACAAAGAAAUAACUAUUGAACUUUACGUUC
Molecule: messenger RNA, 919 nt
Organism: Rhododendron vialii
Lineage: Eukaryota; Viridiplantae; Streptophyta; Magnoliopsida; Ericales; Ericaceae
Product: glutathione S-transferase U25-like
Exons: 2
Coding region: 101-760 (219 amino acids)
Biological process (GO): glutathione metabolic process
Cellular component (GO): cytoplasm
Molecular function (GO): glutathione transferase activity
Source: RefSeq, a predicted model, not a curated record